Messenger RNA from Rotaria sordida, 1617 nucleotides. The record is from the annotation of a GenBank genome assembly. Lineage: Eukaryota; Metazoa; Rotifera; Eurotatoria; Philodinida; Philodinidae.
AUGCGAAUCCAACCAAUAACAAUCAACUCAAUCUUUGUUCCGGAUGAUUUUCAAUUUAUCAGUAAUAACCAGAAAUGGACAUCAACUUUGGUUUGGGCGACUCUAGUUGUGACACUUUCAACUAGUUUUGUUAUGGGUGUCAAUAUUGGUGGACCUAAUGUUUACAACACAUUUAUUGUACCAUGGGUACGAGGAUAUCCAUUUCCAUGUCAAAAAGAUACUGAUAUGGGACGAUGGGUAUCACGUGUAUGGUGGAAUUGUAAUUAUGAUGAUGUUUCGCUUAUGAAUAAAACAGGCUAUUAUUAUUUACCUGAAGCACCAAUCGAUCGACAACCUAUUCAACAUUUAAUAGAUGCAAUGCAUACAAUUUGUUUUGUUAUUGGUGGUACUAUCGGAGGUUUGACUGGACAAUAUUGGUAUAUAUUUCUAACACGAAGAAAUGCUAUUUUUAUAAGUAUGAUCUUUCAAGUAGUAGCAUCAAUACUUAUGAUCAUUACAUUGGAAAUCUAUCAUGGAUAUACUGAAGGUGAUCCUGAUCAAUGGACAAUCAUCAAUACACUUGAACAAAAAGAUUUAGCCAUUUGUUUCCUCUAUAUAUCACGGCUUUUAUCUGGAUGGUCUGCUGGUAUGUGUUGUGUUGUAUCAACAAUUUACUUAAUGGAUAUCAGUCCACGAACUAUGCGCGGCAAAAUUGUAACAUUUCAUCAGUUAUUCAUCGUCAUUGGACUUCUUCUUGGACAAAUCAUUGGUCUUCCAUGGCUUCUUGGUCGACAUAAUACAUGGAAUUGGGGUAUGUCAUGGAUUGGUCUAUUUUCAUUGGUAGGUUGUUUUCUCAUUUGGACAUUACCUGAAAGUCCACGAUGGUUAGUACAAGAUCAACAAAGAGAUGAAGCUGCUCGAUCACUUCGUAGUCUUCGUCGGAAUACUUGGAUCGAAGCAGAACUCAAUGAAAUUGAAAGACAAGAAGCUACUGCUACUAUGCAAGAUACAUCCAUUUAUAGUAUAUGUAUCUCGCCACGUUUUCGUUGGCCAUUAUUGACUAGUAUAACAUUGAAUGCUGUUCAACAAUUCUCUGGCAUUAAUUCGGUAUUUUUUUAUUCGAGUUCAACACUUUCAGCAAUUGGUUUUGUUGAAGAUAAAGUUUAUUGGGGUAUACUUUCAACUGGUAUAAUUAAUCUAGUUGCAACAAUAGCAUCACUUAAACUUGUGGAAUUAUUUGGUCGUCGACCUUUAAUUCUUUAUCCACUUGUUCUAAUUGUUUUCAUCAUGAUUCUAUUAUGUGUCUUCGUUGAAAUCCAUAAACCUAUUGCUAUAUUAACAUUAACAUUACUCUUCAUUGCUUUAUUUGCCGUUGGUCUCGGACCAAUUCCUUACAUUUAUCCGAAUGAAGUAUUUACAAUUGACAUGCGACCAGCAGCUCUUUCUAUUUCAAUGUUUGCUGGUUGGUUUUGUAAUACAUUAAUAACUGUAGUUUUUCAAGCAUUAAGAACAGUUUUUCAGGGUUUCGUUUUCAUCAUCUUUUGUGUUAGUUGUUCAUUCGCUUUUUGUCUUUUAUGGUUUAAGAUGCCCGAAACGAAACGUAAAACACUGGCUGAAAUCGAAGCAUUUUGGCAAUAA